Molecule: messenger RNA, 393 nt
Organism: Trichoderma virens Gv29-8
Lineage: Eukaryota; Fungi; Ascomycota; Sordariomycetes; Hypocreales; Hypocreaceae
Exons: 3
Biological process (GO): regulation of transcription by RNA polymerase II
Cellular component (GO): mediator complex
Molecular function (GO): transcription coregulator activity
Source: RefSeq, a predicted model, not a curated record
AUGGAGCGCUCACAGCCAGCCUCGUCCAAUCUGAUGGACAACCACAACCGCCUCGUCGCCGACAUCCUCACCCGCUACCGCACCCUCAUGAUGCUCGCCACCGUCCAAGCAGAACAAGACCGCAACAACGCAAACCCCGAAGCCAUGGCCGUCACCGGCAUCUCCAUCAAAAUGGAAUUCGACGGACUAUACACCUCCAUCAAGGAAUUCCUCACUCUAUCCCGCAAAAUCAAGGAGCUCUGGAUCUUUGGCCCUCUCGGCACCGAGGACAGCGAUCGGAAGGAGAAGGAGGAGCAACUCGAUCAGGAUGUCAACCGCGUUUCGGAACUGCUCAAUCAGAUGGAGGCUUCCAAGAUGAAGAGCCUGGCGGAGAGCCAUGGCGGGACAUGGCAG